AUAUUUUUCCAUGCAAUGCAUUGAAUGGUGUGUGAUUUCUUUUUACCUGGAAUAAUUAUUUAUUAUAAUAAGAAACUGAGUCUUUAAAUAAAUAGUACUUUUAACGACUUAAGAGUAAGCUUAAUCAUGGAGGAAGUACAACGUCACAGUGUGCACACACUUAUAUUUCGAUCGUUAAAGCGUACGCACGACAUGUUUGUUUCGAACCAAAGCGCAUUGCCGGAAAUUGACGAGAAGCUGCUGAAAAUACGAAAAUCCAUCAAGGCAAAAGACACAUACGGACUCGUGUUUGACCGUGUCUCUAAAGCUGCUGAGACAAAGAAACUAGCAGCAGCAUUGACAGUUGGCGCGCUAGAAGGACCAGAGCGUCCACUUGCCAUUACAGAUGGAAGCUUAGUUGGAGAGCACAACGCUAUGGUGAUGGCAAAUGACAAAGACGGCGGUGUUGGAAUGGAACAGUCCAAUGGUAGUACAUCUCUCGUGGUCGGCUCAGGUGUACGCACUGGCACAACCGGCAGUAAUGUUCAACUGAUACCAAAGAAAGCGCCUACAAUCCCCAAACCGAGUUGGCACGCUCCUUGGAAGUUGUCACGUGUUAUUUCCGGCCACUUGGGUUGGGUACGUUGCAUAGCUGUAGAACCAGGCAACGAAUGGUUCGCAACGGGCGCCGGUGAUCGCGUUAUAAAAAUCUGGGAUCUGGCCAGUGGCAAGCUGAAGCUCUCACUUACUGGCCAUGUAAGCACAGUACGCGGCCUAGCGGUGAGCGCUAAACAUCCAUACCUAUUCAGUUGUGGCGAAGACCGUCAGGUAAAAUGCUGGGAUCUCGAAUACAAUAAAGUUAUACGCCAUUACCACGGUCACUUGUCAGCCGUGUACUCUAUGGCGCUGCAUCCAACAAUUGAUGUACUUGCUACUUGUGGUCGUGACUCCACCGCUCGUAUUUGGGAUAUGCGUACUAAGGCGAACAUACAUACACUCACCGGUCACACAAACACUGUGGCUAGUGUAGUUGCGCAAGCUGUCAAUCCGCAGAUUAUAACCGGUUCACAUGACUCGACGGUGCGCUUGUGGGAUUUGGCCGCAGGCAAAAGCGUUUGUACGCUGACGAAUCACAAAAAAUCUGUGCGCAGCAUUGUGCUACAUCCCACGCUCUAUAUGUUUGCCUCUGCAUCGCCAGAUAAUAUUAAACAAUGGCGCUGUCCGGAGGGCAAUUUUGUUCAAAACAUCUCUGGUCACAAUGCUAUCGUUAACUGCAUGGCUGUAAACGCGGAUGGAGUAUUGGUGUCCGGUGGUGACAAUGGUACAAUGUUCUUUUGGGACUGGCGCACUGGCUACAAUUUCCAACGUUUCCAAGCUCCUGUACAACCCGGCUCAAUGGACAGUGAAGCAGGUAUUUUUGCUAUGUGCUUUGAUCAGUCCGGUUCGCGAUUGAUUACCGCCGAAGCAGAUAAAACAAUCAAAAUUUACAAGGAAGAUGAAGAGGCAAGCGAAGAGACACAUCCGGUCAAUUGGCGACCUGAGAUACUAAAGCGCAGAAAAUUCUAAAGAAAAUCUGUUAUUAUUUUUGGUUUUAUGAGCAGAUAUGAAGUAAAGAAAUUUUAUGUUAAGAAAAUGGACUAAA
Molecule: messenger RNA, 1621 nt
Organism: Anastrepha obliqua
Lineage: Eukaryota; Metazoa; Arthropoda; Insecta; Diptera; Tephritidae
Gene: Tango4
Product: pleiotropic regulator 1
Exons: 3
Coding region: 127-1545 (472 amino acids)
Biological process (GO): mRNA splicing, via spliceosome
Cellular component (GO): precatalytic spliceosome; catalytic step 2 spliceosome; Prp19 complex
Molecular function (GO): protein binding
Source: RefSeq, a predicted model, not a curated record